Purpureocillium lilacinum is the source of this 1392-nucleotide messenger RNA. RefSeq lists its product as uncharacterized. Gene Ontology annotation, molecular function: hydrolase activity, hydrolyzing O-glycosyl compounds. The record is from RefSeq and is a predicted model, not a curated record. Lineage: Eukaryota; Fungi; Ascomycota; Sordariomycetes; Hypocreales; Ophiocordycipitaceae. Gene Ontology annotation, biological process: carbohydrate metabolic process.
AUGGUCGACAUGCAGGAGAAAUCCGAGGGCGGCUCACCCGUCCAGCGGAGGGCCCGAGCCAUCCUGCCUCCCGCGACCACAGAGGCAACUGCCACUCACAGCACGUUCGGGCCGUCAUCGCACGCUACGCCCCGGGCAUCAUCGGUGGAUGAUGGCUUCAGGCACAGGUUCAAGAGUUACCGCCUGCGCGGCGAAUAUGAGAAGCCCUGGCUGGCGGACCCAGCCAUGAAGAAGACGCGUUGGAACAACUACAUCGUCUGGGCGUGGCUGGCGCUGGGCGUCAUCGGCGCUGGAGUCAUCUGCUUCUUCCUGGUCUGGCCGUACCGAAACCUUGAUUAUUGUCUCGUAUAUGAAGACCACUUUGACAGGCUCGACACGGACAUCUGGACACACGAAGUGCAGCUGGACGGGUUCGGUACAGGCGCCUUCGACUGGACAACGGCAGACGCCAAGAACUCGUACAUUGAUACCUCGGGACUGCACAUUGUGCCGACACUUACCAACGAGACAACGGGCAUCACAAGCGACCAGCUCUACGCAAACUACACGCUUGACCUGCUCAAAGAUGGCACCUGCACGAGCCAGCAGAACUCGUCGUGCGUGACGCGAUCUGACCCCAAGAAGGGCGUCAUGAUUCCUCCUGUGCGCUCCGCACGCCUGUCCACGAAGGGCAAGAAGAGCAUCCGCUAUGGCAAGGUCGAGGUCGUGGCCAAGAUGCCCAAGGGGGACUGGAUCUGGCCCGCCAUCUGGAUGAUGCCUGAAGACUCUGUAUACGGCGAGUGGCCCCGCAGCGGCGAAAUCGACAUCAUGGAGUCCCGCGGCAACGGGCGAGACUAUUCUGAAGGCGGCCGCAACUACUACUACGGCACGCUGCACUGGGGCCCCACGAGCGAGACCGAUUCGUACUGGAAGACGACCAACGCGAAGCGCAUCCGCCGCGGCGACUACUCGUCGUCGUUCCACACGUUCGGCGUGCAGUGGACGCCCAACUACAUCUACUUUUACAUCGACUCGCGCGUCCACCAGAUCCUCUUCAUCGGCUUCGAGCGCGACCGCCCGCUCUACGACGUGGGCCGCUUCGCCAGCAUGGCCGAGAACCAGACCCUGCUCGCCAACCCCUGGGCGCGCAGCAACUCGUCCACCGGCAACGCGCCCUUUGACCAGCGCUUCUACCUCGUCCUCAACGUGGCUGUCGGGUCCCGCAACGGCUGGUUCUUGGACCACGUCGGCGGCAAGCCCUGGAUCGACGAGGCCAAGAACGCGCAGUGGACGUUCUGGGACGCGGCCGACGAGUGGCUGCCCACGUGGGCCGAGGGCGACGAGCGCGGCAUGACGGUCCGCUCCGUGCGCAUGUGGCAGCAGGGCGCGUGCGGCCAGAUGGAGGAGCUGUAG